This is a messenger RNA of Ipomoea triloba (trilobed morning glory), 862 nucleotides long. Its product is annotated as 21 kDa protein-like. The transcript has a single exon. Gene Ontology annotation, biological process: negative regulation of catalytic activity. Lineage: Eukaryota; Viridiplantae; Streptophyta; Magnoliopsida; Solanales; Convolvulaceae. Gene Ontology annotation, molecular function: enzyme inhibitor activity. The coding region runs from base 77 to 685 and encodes 202 amino acids. The record is from RefSeq and is a predicted model, not a curated record.
GCUACAUUAUUGCCCUCGUACAAAUGGGUUAUAAACCCAAUAACCCACACCUUCUUCUUCGUCCUUCUCACUGAAAAUGGUAUCACUUCGCCAUUCCCAUUCUGCACCCAUUAUCACCAUUCUCUUCACAUUACUGCCAUUCUUCUCAACCGCAAGAAUUCAUCAAUCCAAUUACCCACACACAGACAUUAAGAACGAGGAAUUCAUCAAAACAUCAUGCGGAGUAACGUUGUACCCAAAGCUAUGCUACGACUCUCUCUCCCCCUACGCCAACUCAGUCUCCACCGCAGCCCAGCUGGCGGACGCGGCCCUGGACGUGAGCCUGAGAGCGGCGCGGUCGGCGUCGGAGACGGUGGCGAAGCUGUCGAGAGAGCGCGGCGGUUUGGGGGCGCGUGAGGCGCGUGCGGUGGUGGAUUGCGUGGAGAACAUGGAGGACUCGGUGGACGAGCUGGAGAGAUGCGCGGGGGAGAUGAAGGAUUUAGGGGGUCAGAGAAUGGAGGAGAAAAUGGGGAAUGUGAUGACUUGGGUCAGCGCUGCGUUGACUGAUGAAGGGACUUGCAUGGAUGGGUUUCAAGAGAGUGGGAAAAUUGUUAAGGGGAGAAUUAGGAAGUGUAUUGUGCAUGUUGCUCAGUUAACCAGCAAUGCCUUGGCACUUAUCAAGAAUCUUUCAUCUUCUUUUCCUUGAUUACCUCACAAUGUCUUCAAGGAAAGUGAUCCUUGUCUCCAAUUUUUUUUAACCUCAUUAUGUUUUAAAGGGUGUAAUUUAAUUUGUGCUUGAAAGAUGUGAUCAAGUGAGUAAAGUAUGAUCGUUAUUUAAAGGUCACGAAAUUGUAAUUUAUAUUAAAUAUAGAUUUUCUCUCUA